Molecule: messenger RNA, 7610 nt
Organism: Oreochromis niloticus (Nile tilapia)
Lineage: Eukaryota; Metazoa; Chordata; Actinopteri; Cichliformes; Cichlidae
Gene: xkr4
Product: XK related 4
Exons: 4
Coding region: 1323-3176 (617 amino acids)
Biological process (GO): phosphatidylserine exposure on apoptotic cell surface; apoptotic process involved in development; engulfment of apoptotic cell
Cellular component (GO): plasma membrane
Source: RefSeq, a predicted model, not a curated record
AAAACAUAACUAAGUUCAUUUUUCAUUAAGUUACUGCAGUGUAUGUUCUGUCUGAUGUUUCAUUGUAAAAUAUCACUCAGCAGUGACUCCAUGACACACAAGCACCUCCACUCAGUGACCAUAGAAUAUUUCUUUUUAGAUUGAGCACUGACACAUUUAUUGUAUUCUUAAUUAUGGCGUUUCAUAGGAAAUACCACACCAGACUUUGUUAUGUUGUAUAUGAAAAUCGAGUGCCUUUUAUGUAACACUGGCUCGUUAUCAAUGUGUAGUGUAACAGUCUACCUUAUAUGCUUUAUUUUUAUUUUAGGCUACUUUUUUAACAACCGGUAAGGAGUAAGAGAUUAAAAGAUGACAUUUUGCCCUUGAGUCCACUUACAGUCCUUUCCCCUCAGUAGGUCAGUGAGAACUCUCCAUGUAAAGUAAACGAAAACAUUUGCUUUGCCCUGUCCAUAUUUCUCAGAAUAGUUAAUGUCCUUGUCAGUUGGUUUUGUUUAAUGCUACAUUUUUUUAAGCAGCUUUAAAAUAGUGUUCUUCCAACUUUGUUGCCACAGUAUGUGGAAGGUUUGAGUGGGAGGCAGAACUAUAGUACUUAACCACAUUGGGAAUCCCGUAAGAGCAUGGACUGCAACGUACUGCAGAUGCUGCUGAGUUAACAGCUGGAUCUGUCCAUGGUGCUGAAAACGAGUUCGGCCCUCCGGAUAUUUCUAUCCUGGUUCACAUAUCAGCUGCAUAGUUAGACUGAGAGGAACACAUGUUUGCUCUUCAUGGCUGAUUUAGGAGAGUCUUUGUAUUGUAACAGCGCUGAAAUGAUAAGGAAACUGCCGAGAGACGGAAAACAGCAAAGAGAGGGAAAGUCGAGGGGGUUGGGGGAGAUGAUGUCAUAGUUUUUAGUCUGUGCCAAGCAGAUGGCUGCAGCCGUCCUCCUGUCGCUUAGCUCCUGCUUCCAUCUCCAUCCCAAACAUCAGCCUCAGCUCCAGUGAGUUACAAGCGCUGGAAACGGAAGCCGUUUAGAAGGACACGAAGCGGAAACGUCCUGUGUGCGCUGUAUGCGAGCGAAUGAUCCUCAAAGCAUAGGGCCAGUCCAAAUCUGAUAUGGACGAAAAUACUGGACCAAGCACGGGGCUUCGAUCGCUCUUCACUUUUGUCUUCAUUCUGUAUUAUGACCAGACGACAGUGUGGACGAGCUAGUCCUGCCCAGAAAGGAGGAGGAGGAGUAGGAGACACACGCACAAGGGUGUCGACGGAGAGAGGCAGGAGCAGAGGAGAAAAGGCGGGGAGCAACGGGGGGAAAAUACACUAGCUAAUAAAUCAAGAUACUGAUAAUGGCUGCUAAAUCGGACGGGGUCCUGAAGAUGAAGAAGAGCGACGUGGCCUUCACGCCUCUGCAAAACUCAGAGCACUCCGGCUCGGUGCAGGGACUCCACCCGGGCGGCCAGCUCGACUCUGCGGGCACCGGGGACGGGGAUUUUGCCAACGGGGAGUCGCGGUGCUGCGGUGGGGGAGGCUCAAACUCGACGUGCCUUCGUCUGGGCAGAGGGCAGCAGAAGUAUACGGUGUGGGACUGCUUGUGGAUCGUAGCCGCCGUGGCCGUUUAUUUGGCCGAUGUGGGCACCGAUGUGUGGCUGUCGGUCGACUACUACCUCCGCCACGACUAUUGGUGGUUCGGCCCGACGCUCUUUUUCGUUGUGUUGGGUUCCUUCUCGGUCCAGCUCUUUAGCUUCAGAUGGUUCGUCCACGACUUCAGCACCGAGGACGGUGCCGAUUCUGUCACCGAUUGCUCCCACAUGGAUGGGAAUAAAUUGCUUAGCGGCUCGGCCUCACACGGUGAUGUUACUGCUCAACACCACCCGGCCACGCCGCAGAGGCAGGCGUCGACCGCCAGCAAGAACACCACUACUAACAGCACGGCGAGCACAGCGCUGGGAAACAGGAAUAGGAAACGUUCGGCCUACUACUCCUUCUGUGUUUGGUUCGGCCAGUCCGUCAUUCACAUCAUGCAGCUGGGCCAGAUAUGGAGGUAUUUCCAUACCAUCUACCUGGGUGUUCGGAGUCGUCAGGGUGCUGAGACAGAGCGCUGGCGUUACUACUGGAGGAUGGUCUAUGAGUUUGCAGAUGUGAGCAUGCUGCAUCUACUAGCAACCUUUCUGGAGAGCGCUCCACAACUGGUGCUUCAGCUGUGCAUUAUCAUCCAGACACACAAGCUCCAGGCUGUGCAAGGAAUGACAGCUGCAGCCUCCCUCGUCUCUAUGGCCUGGGCCCUGGCCUCCUAUCAGAAGGCCCUGCGAGAGUCUCGGGAUGACAAGAAGCCCAUCAGCUAUCUGGCAGUGAUUAUCCAGUUCUGUUGGCACUUCUUCACCAUAGCAGCCCGAGUUAUCACCUUUGCUCUGUUUGCAUCUGUAUUUCAACUGUACUUUGGCAUCUUCAUCGUCCUGCACUGGUGCAUCAUGACCUUUUGGAUUGUCCACUGUGAGACAGACUUCUGCAUCAGCAAGUGGGAAGAGAUUGUGUUUGACAUGGUGGUGGGCAUAAUCUACAUCUUUUCCUGGUUCAACGUCAAGGAAGGACGGACAAGGUGUCGGCUUUUUAUCUAUUACCUGGUAAUCUUGAUGGAGAACACUGCUCUCAGUGCGUUGUGGUAUCUCUACCGAUUUCCUCAAAAUACUGACGCCUUUGCAGUGCCAGCACUCUGUGUCAUUUUCAGCAGUUUCCUCACCGGCAUUGUUUUCAUGCUCAUGUACUAUGCCUUUUUUCACCCGAACGGGCCACGCUUUGGACACUCACCGAGUGGCCAAGGCCUUGACCUGGACCCUACUGCUCAGUUCUCCACUCUGCCAUCAGAAGGUGCGACCAAUUCACUGCGUUCCAACCGAGGUGCUACCACAACUCUAGAUCGACACGACGUGGGCAAGUAUUCUGAGCGAGAUGGCUGCAUGCCAGUGUUUCAGGUCCGAUCCACAGUGCCAUCCACGCCAUCUUCUCGUGCUCCACGCCUAGAGGAGACCGUCAUCAAGAUCGACCUUUGUAGGAACCGCUAUCCAGCCUGGGAGCGUCAUGUUCUGGACCGCAGCAUUCGCAAAGCAAUUUUGGCCAUAGAUUGCUCAUUGACUCCUCCACGGCUGCAGUACAAAGAUGAUGCUCUGGUACAGGAGCGGUUGGAAUAUGAGACCACUCUAUAGUCCGCUCGGCUUUCGGAAACCCUGCAGGGGCACAGCAACAGAGUGGUAUCCUGUGAUCACAUAAACAGCAACAGGAACUGUGGCAAUAAGAAUUUGUUACUGGCAUCAGUUUCAAUCUUCAUCUCCCAUUGCUGUUGUUCUUUUUCUAUUUCCGGGUAUCAGGAGUGUCGAGAAGCAGUCGGGACUGUUGGUGAUGGCUGGAUGACCAACUCAGUACAAGUUCAGUUAGUGUCACUGGUGGGAUUGCUGCUGAUUGUUGCUAUUUUACUUACACUUACUUACAAAUGCUGUCUUGUAUGGACUAAAUACUAAAAGACACUCUGCUUAAAACAAAAAGAAGCGAGUGUGUUAAGGGAUGUUAAGUUAAAGCUGUAAAAUAAUAAAAAGUGGAAUUGUCCAUUGUCCAUACAGACAGCUUUUCAGUCACCAGAUACUCCCAUAAAACAAAGGAGGCCCGAAUUACAAACUCGAACUUGUCCUAAUGUGUUGGUGUCCUACCAUAUCAGCCACAAGCAGGUGGGUACUCUCAGUCAUUACUCUCUUUCUCUUAGUGCCAAAAAGGGUCAUUGGGAACAUCCUCUAGAUUCUAAGGAACAACUUAGGGGUGACUGCAUAAUCCAGAAGGUUCUUCUUUGAGCUAGACUUUUCAUUGUUAUUGGACAUCUGUGAUCAACACUGGAAGAUGGCCAGAAAGUGACCUACAAGAAGACAGUGGUCAAAGUAGCAUCUAUGAGCAGUCAUGGUGUUUUGUUUGGGCAAAACAUACUAAAUGAUAAGGCUGAAUGUUAUAAUAGGAAGCAAGAAAAGGGGGCAAAGGUUAAACACUAGCUAAUGGUCUCAUUCUGAAAAGGAAGCAUUCAAACUUACCCAAUGCCAAGAAAAAAAUCUUCCUGGCAGCUCAACAUAACUAUUUGUAGUCCUGCCUCAGAAACACAGCUGCAUAAUUGUUCCAAUCUUUGCUUGUCUGUGGAGGGUGAAAGCAUGUACCAGACACCAAUGAACCGAAGAGAGGAGAGAGAAUGAUACCGGAAAUGGAAAUGAGUUGAGGAUGAAAACACAGACAAGCAGCCAACUCAGCCAUUCCAACCAGCCACCAGGAUGUACAGUACUCAUGCAACAUGCAGCAUUUUUAUUUUAGAGAUGAAGUAGAGGCUACUGAAGUCAUUGUAAUCCUGUGUGUGUGUGUGUGUGUGUGUGUGUGUGUGUGUGUGUGUGUGUGUGUGUGUGUGUGUGUGGAGUUUACACAAAACAAGCAAAGUAGAACGUGUGGGUAGUCUGUCUGAAUAGAGUCUUUGCUGUAGGUAUGCAGAUGACACACGUCACCUUUCUAGGAAAGAUUGCCCUUUUUUAAAACACUUGGAUUUUUUACAUUUUGACUCAAAACAUUUGUGCUGGAAGUGUCCACUGGCAAAUGAGAAAAUGAGACGGGAAAAGGCUUGAUCCUGGUCAUACUACAUAUCAUGCUCUGGAAAAUAAGCGAUGGAAUACAACCAUUUUCCAUACGCGACUUUUAAUGUGGGUAACAAAGACAGUAAGUGUAAAUAACAGAACGUAGGAUUUAUUCAAUCAGAAAUGCAAUGCUGUGACAGGCGGCUAACCAAAAGUGGCUAUUGGACUACAACCAUGGUGGUGUUAAAUGAUGAAGCUGUAAACAUAUACAAGGUCCAGUAGAUGGCGUUUUGGGCCAAAGUAUUAAACAUACACAUAUAGUGUUGUUAUAAGGAAAUUACAUUUAUGAAAAUAACUCAAACAUUUAUCUGCCAUACCACAAGCUUUUAUUUGGUAUUUUCCAAAAUGUUUUAGCCUCUCAUGGAUGACCUGGAUCAAGAUGGUGCCUGUUUUUCCCAAAAGUUUGUUCCAACCUGGUAGCAAGUUUCAGGGGAGUCAGCCAAGUCAUCCUGACCCAUGAACAGGGAAUGGUAGGAUGUCUUACUCUGAUCAAGCAUUGGAACUGAAGCCACAGUAGGCAGUAUCAUGGACUUCACAGGUUAAUAUAUGAUGCAUUAUAUAAUGCAUUACAGAUGUGCAGUGCACUAUAAACAAUAUGAACAAUACUGUGUAAGUCUGUGUUUGAUGUUACCAGUUAAAUUGUCCUGGCCCGGUUGACGUGGUGUGCAUGCGUGUAUUCCAAACCUUGGAACAUCCCCUGAAAGAGAGAACCAGAGACUGAAGACAUAAGGAGGUGCUGCGCCAUCCCAAUAGCAUCCUUCUGCUUACCCUCAAAACCCAAAUAACUUUACUUCAAGAAGCGCUGGGCAGCAACAGACAAUAUCACCUCACAGAUUAGUUGUCAGUUAGUCAAGAUUUUUAGCUCUCUCCCUUCCUGUGCUAAGAUAGUGUCCAGAUAAAAGGAAUUCUAGGCGGUCUUUUAUCCAAAGAGAAAAACAUAGCGAGUCAAUGAUAAUCAGGAUAUUCUGACCUCAGCUGGUCCUUUCUGUAAACACUUUUGCAGGUCAUUGCACUUAUUUGAAACCACAGCACAAUGGCCAUCAUGAUGUUGUGGAAACAAAGAUAUAAGUGAAAAAAGACUCUGUAUGUGGCCCAUUAUAAACAGACCACUUAGAGAACGUACGGUUACAUUGUAACCUUGGUUCUCUGAGUGAGAGACUAUCUCGCCACUCCAUACAUAUGGAACAUGUAACAGAGUGGAGAGAUAGUCUCGAUAUGAUAGAGAACCAGGGUGAUGUGUAUGCAGGAUAUACUAUGCUGGUAAGUACUGGCAUAUUCCCACCGUUUUUUGUGGUUUCUAUUAGAUAGAAGUUUCAAUUACAUACUGUAUGUUAGGGUUUUUUAAUAAUUGUGUUUUCUUCGUGGUGACAAGUCAAAAAUGUUUUCUGUAAAAAAACAAAUUAAAGAAGCAAUCUUGAAUGAUACAGACAUAUUUUUGUGCUUACACCAAAGCCUCUGUGUUUUACCAGAGACAUACUUUUAAAGGACUAUAGCAGUGGUUUCGCACGUUUUAGAAAAUCUUUUUGCAAAACUUUUUGCUGUAUUUCUCGAGUUUCACUGUAGUCUUUGAACUUUUGUUGUUGGUUGUUAUUAUUAUAAAGUAAUGCAUUGGAGACUUCCUAAGUAUAUCUUAAUUUAAACAGUCAUACAUGGCACAAUUUUAAACUGUACUGUAAUGAACAAAAAUCCACAAAGUAGAUAUAAAUCCACAAAUCUGGCAGUCUAUAGCCUGCAUAAAAAAUGGCUGCAAAAAUCCAUUCAGACUGAACAGUUGGACCUAAAAACAUGCAAACAGUGUUACAGCUGAAGUUUGACAACAGAUACUUUGUGUGUGUGUGUGCAGUGUGAGUUUCCAUCAGAUAUUUUGAGGAGACCGAUCUCUAUCUUGGCAUUAAUGUCUCUUCGUUAUUUUUCGGUUACUUUGAGAAUUUCAUGGACUUGUGUUUGGUGGAGGAAUACACUUGUGCUUUAGUGAAAAUGCUGUAUACAUAAAGCUUUUGUGGGUUCACCAGAAGCUGCAUAACAUAAGACCGAUGUCCUGAAGUAAUACUACAGUAGCUGAAUCAACAUUAGUGACAAGUAAAAAGACUAAACACUUGAAAAUAUAGUAAACCUGAGGAUUUUCCAUUUAAAGAAGGGACAUUUCCAGACCUAUUAUCUGGGAACAAACUCAGUGGCGAGUAAUGUAGAUAUAAAGGGUUUGUCUUUAGUCAUUUUGUUUUUUUCUUGGGAUAAAGACACAAGUUUCAUGAUGGCACAGUACUGUUAGAGAAUGGUGAAAUUAAUGCUUGUCUUUUUUAAUGAAAAAAAGUGAAUAAAAUAAAUCAGUAACUGGGCUGUCAAUGGAUUAAGAGAAAGUCUAAACAUGUAUAUUUAAUUAAAAAUAGCACAGCAUGUGUCAAACUAAAAGAAUGUGAGGUGGCAAAUGUAGAAAUGGUUCUCAACCACUGCACCAUCCUGGUGCACAGUUCAAAAGUCAGCAGACGUCUCUGAAGAAGACAGUUACAUCCAUAAGUAUUUGGAUAGGGACAUAAUUUUAGUAAAUUUCCCUCCGUAACAGCUUUCAGCUACAUUCAUUGUUGUAGAUUUGGUUCCCCAUAUGCAGAUUUUUCAUUGAUGCUUUCUUCUGUACUGAGUUAAGCACCGAGGGUUUCUCUGUUGUUUUGGAAACAGGGUUGCAAAUGCAGCCUUGUAUUUCUUAGACAUCCAAGCAAUUUAUUUUAGUUUUCAGUUCAAAAAUCAGCUGUAGCCUUAGUUUACUCAUUACCAUCAACACACACAAUACAUUGAUAUAAAUAUGUGUGGAACAUAAAGCUACCUCAGUUUGUCUCAUGAACAAGCCCUUACAGAUUAUCUGUCAAUGCCGAUUCAUUUUCUUCUGUAACACACUUGACACUUCUGUUUAAAUGAAAUAUGUUUACCAAAAUUAAAGAGAAUUCAAAAAACAAUAAAUAUUAAACCCUAUUAAAACCCUCCAAAGUAUAA